Molecule: messenger RNA, 1590 nt
Organism: Emericellopsis atlantica
Lineage: Eukaryota; Fungi; Ascomycota; Sordariomycetes; Hypocreales; Bionectriaceae
Product: RAI1 like PD-XK nuclease-domain-containing protein
Exons: 9
Coding region: 252-1388 (378 amino acids)
Biological process (GO): NAD-cap decapping; nuclear-transcribed mRNA catabolic process
Cellular component (GO): nucleus; cytosol
Molecular function (GO): mRNA 5'-diphosphatase activity
Source: RefSeq, a predicted model, not a curated record
GACCGGAACUAACAAUUGUCAAUGUCGGGAGGCAUGGGCAUUCACUCAUGCACCCUUUCGCGAAUCGUACAUCAGCACAACUACUGUACUUGCCUAUUCGUGGCUCUGAUUCAACCAACAGAAUUGGUCCGCUCACAAGCAUGUGUCCGGGCGCACAAGCCAAGCCUAAAUCGUCGACACAUUAACCGUCUCGCGCCCGCUAUUCAGUCAAUCACUGGCUGGUUCGUCCGACAGCAGCGCACAGCUCAGCCAUGUCAGGGAAGUUUCCGAUACAGCCCAUCGGCCGCUUCGCCGGUGCCAGCCAACCCGUCAAGAGACCAAAGGAGUUCGCAUGCUUUUCAUAUGACGACAAUCAUGAGUUCCAUCUGGACGAUUCGUCCAUUAGGUACUACUACACACCGCGAUUAGGCGCUGAUCUAAGUAAGGGCUAUGAGUCGUUCCAGAAGCUGGAUGACUCAAAGGAUGGCCAUUUGGAUGCUCUACUCAAGACCAUCAUGGCCUACGAGUCGGAGCAGGGGAAGAAUAUCGACGCAGAGAUCAUAACAUGGAGAGGCAUGAUGACCAAGAUCUUGGGGGCCCCUUUUGAGAAUUUCGACGGCUUCGAGAUGAACGCCACCCUAUAUCAAGGAUCUAUCUUCAUUGAGGAAAACCACGCCUAUAAAGUCGCAUCGAAGGAGGCUCAACACCAGCAACAGCAGAAUCGAUCCAGAAGAGGCCCGCCCCCUGAAGUCAUGUCGUACUGGGGAUACAAAUUCGAAACCCUAUCCACCCUGCCGUCUAUAUGGGCUGAAACAUCCCGCGACUACAUUGAAGCGCGAGAAGACCACAUAGUCAACAACAAAGCGCAGUACUGCUCAGUCGUCCGCACAGGGAUUGGCAGCUCUAUCCUCUGUCUCGGCGGCGAAGUCGAUGCCAUCUGGGACUCUAAGCCCGUCGAGCACGGCAAGCCGAUCAAUUGGGUUGAGCUCAAGACAUCCCUAGAAAUUCGCGGAGCCAAGGAUAUGGAGAUCUUCCACCGCAAGCUCAUGAAGUUCUGGAUUCAGUCGUUUCUCCUGGGCGUGCCCAAGAUCGUGGUCGGUUUCCGAGAUCGUGAUGGAUUUCUCGUCAAAGUGGACGAGAUUGAGACGCAAAGGAUACCGCAAACAAUCAACGCGACGCCGAACCCGAGUUGGAACGCGGAUUUGUGCGUGAACUUUGCGGGCACAUUCCUGGAAUGGCUGAAACAGACCAUCAAUGAUGAGGGCGUUUGGCGGAUCAGGAGGCUGCCUCAAACGCCCGAGAUUGAAGUAUUCAAAGUAGAGGAGACAGGUCAUGGAGACAUAUUGUCAGAAGAGUUCAAAAACUCUAGGAUCAAGCUGGCUCUGAAGAGUCAAGAGAGCGCGUCGUAGUGGCAUAGUGUCACUGAUCGGAAGCAGUUUCAUCGCAGGUAUUGCCAUUCAUACAAGCCUUGGUAUUGACUUGACGUACACUAUCUAAAAAAUGGACAUGCUUGGACCCCAACUCCCUUAGAAAACAAAUAUGAUGCUAAAUGAUGAACAACAAAUCAUAUAGAAUGAUCCAUCUCCGUGAAUCUAGGACCAAAGGAAGAAG